Aureobasidium namibiae CBS 147.97 is the source of this 1227-nucleotide messenger RNA. Its product is annotated as argininosuccinate synthase. NCBI's taxonomy places the organism in Eukaryota, Fungi, Ascomycota, Dothideomycetes, Dothideales, Saccotheciaceae. Gene Ontology annotation, cellular component: cytoplasm. The transcript has 2 exons. Gene Ontology annotation, biological process: urea cycle; L-arginine biosynthetic process. The record is from RefSeq and is a predicted model, not a curated record. Gene Ontology annotation, molecular function: argininosuccinate synthase activity; ATP binding. Bases 1 to 1227 code for a protein of 408 amino acids.
AUGUUUUCCGGUGGUCUCGACAGCACUUAUCUGCUUCUCAGACUACAGCAGCUUGGCUUCACAAAUAUCCACGCAGUCGCCGUCAAUGUUGGGGCUCCCAUAGAUCAAGUCGAGCUCACAAAGCAUGCUGCCCAUUUCGGUGCACAGUUCGAAUGCCUUGACGGCCGUGAGCUGUUCGUCAAGCAAGGUGUCACGUCUGCCAUUCGUGCUCACGCUACGUACAUGGGCCUGUAUCCAAUCAGUAGCUCACUCACUCGUCCGGUGAUUGCUAGUUUGGCUACAGACUACGCCAAAGCCUUGGGUGCGGGCUUGCUGCUCCAUACUGCAAAUCUAUCGCAGAACAGUCUGCCUCGUCUCAACAACAGCAUCCGGCGCUGUGGUUUCUCUGGGCCGUUCGGAAGUCCUUAUGUUCACUCUGCUGUCUCGCGAGAGAACAAAGCGGCGGAACUGUCUGCAGUCGGACUGACCGUCAUGUCGGACCGGAAGUUGAGUGGUGAUGAGAACCUGUGGUGCCGUGAAUUCGAAGACGGCCCUGUGGAUGAUCCGGAAGAUUUUUCCAUCCCAGAAAAGGCUUUUGACUGGACCAGACACAGUAACGAUGAGCUGGCUAGAAAGCUCACACUCACCUUCGAGGACGGCAAUCUCAUCUCUAUCGACGGCAACAGCAUUCCUUUGAUCGAUGCCGUCGCGUUCCUGAACAAGGAAGUAGGAAAGUAUGGUCACGGUCGCUUCGUCGGGCUCGAGCCUUUGAGCACUGAUGACAAGGUUCUGGAGGUUCGUGAAGCUCCUGCCGCAGCCAUCAUCAUGGACGCCCUUCGUCAUCUCGAGAUUGCUACGCUUGACUCCAAUACGCUUGAGUUGAAGCAAAGUCUUGAACAAAGAUGGGUCAGGGAAGCGGUAUCUGGCCAUUGGGGAAGCAAGUCCCACAGGAUGUGUGAGGCUGCUAUUGCUUCCGCCUUGAUCGGCGUGGGUGGAAGUGUGACCUACAAUAUUGAUCAUAGGCGUUUCUUGCCUUGCUCCAUUGUAGCCCAGAGUCCUCGCUAUGUCAGAAACCGGGACGAGUGGGAACACAAACGAUCACUGCUGCUGCACGGCAAACCCUACAAUCAACCCAUUCAGGGCAAUGAGUUCCAAGCCCUCGACUUGCUGGCACAAAGUGCAACGCUUGGAUUGAUGGCAUCAGCGGCAGUCCAGACCAUCCACCAAAAGCUUCCAAUUACGUUGUAG